CCAUUACAGCACCUUAGGGCGGAGGCCGUGGAAGCACGUUGUGCAGUCGCCAUUGCAGCACCUUAGGGCGGAAGGCCAUGGAAGCACGCUGCGCAGUCGCCAUUGCAGCAAAAAAUUCGCCCAGCUCCGUCUUCAUAUCCGCCACCAUCUCCAUUGUCCUCCGCAAUCGACCGUUGAGGCACGCAGCGCAGCUUCAUUCGUACGAAAUGGCGAGCAAACAUGGUAGAGAAAGCUCAUCGGGUGCGUCUACACGGAAGGUGCUAGGUCGGGCUGCAACGUACCAUGAUAAAUACUCGGCGCUUGAUUGGCAUCUGCGAAUUAAGGUUCCCUACUGCGGGCCGGUGGUUUUCUUGAGAGACUCUAAAGGGGAUUUCUACCCGUGUGGCGGAAUAAAGAAUUACGCCUUCGACAAGCUUGAGGUGCAUGAGGAGUACAUGAGAUUCCACUUCACCACUUGUUUCGAUGCUGAUGGCAACGAGGAACCUGACAACUACAAACAGGUGUCCCUGCAUUUGCACAAGUUCGUGGGGUACGGUAUGCGCGCCGCUGCCAUGCCUCCGUUCGACAAGUCGCGAAAGAAAGACGGGUCUCAGGUCGUUAUGCUUCGGCCUCCAGAGUUUCUCAAGAAAAUUAACUGCCAUAAGGUGGCUACCCACGAGUGCACGGUGGGCAGCAAGCUGGCGUUAUCCACACCUCUUAUACCGUUCGAUAUUCUUGUCGACGAGUUCGCUUCGAAGCUUCGAUCGUACAGGUUGGAGACGUUGGGCCAGGUUAUUUUGCACAGUGCUAUCUCUGUUGGGUCGCCACAUGCUGGAGGGGCGACGAAAACCAAACUCGACAGUUCAGCAGGACAAACCGGGCAGGAGGGACCGGUUGGCAAGUCUGGGCCUGUGUUGAAACCCACUCUUCCCUCGCAUUCGCAAUCGAAAACGGUGCCAACAAGCAGUGCUCCGGGUCGACCACGGGAGGAAGGUCCGACGGAAACUUCGUGUUCGCGUGAGGACGGUGGCGGCGAGCACCCUGGGGAUUCGGAAAAGACAGAGGAUGACAUCACCCCUGGACAACGCGUGAUUGAGAGAUCCACGGACGACAAUGUUGGCCGUGACGAGGAUGAAACCGAAGAACGCAGUGAAGGUAAGGAUCGUCGAGAUGCCAACGAUGAAGAUGCCUGCGGCGAUGAGAAUGACCUCGAAGUCGAGGACGACACUGAAGGGGGGGGUGACGAUGAGGAAGGGAGCUACGAAGGGGGGAGCGAAGGGGAAAUGGACGGUGACAAUGCGUGCGGAGGGGGUGGCGGUGAGUACCGAAGACACACCUGCAGUGCAACUGUCACAUCGAGACACGAGGACGUCCUCGUUGGCACGCAGAGAUCAGUAUGCUCGCGCAAGAGAAAAACGACAUCUCGACGGCAAGACGACGAACAGACCCGGAGGCAGUCCAAGUUAAUUGGUUUGGCAACAUCGCAGGAGGCGUACAAGAAAGCGCUGGAAACACAAUCGGCAAAGCCGACCACUGAAAAGCGCGAACGUCCACACUCGUCACAAAGGCAGAAGAAACCGAAGGUGGACGGCCCGAAGGAAGUGGCAGACUCUGGUGAUGAGGCGGUGGGGGUUGAUCCAAGAGAUAAUACUGCGAAACCGGAGCGGCUGGUUUCCGAUAACAUUGACACGACAAGAUGUUUUUUCUUGGAGUACGACGGGGAUGGGAAUGCCCUUGACCGGCCUGCCCAAGUGUUCGUCGACGUCCUCAAGAUCUUGCCUAACCCUGACGACGGUGAUUGCCAGUACAAUCACAGACCGCUGAACGAGAUGUUGGUCGCCUCUAUCAAGGACGCUAUGGAACGACCAGAGAAACAGAAAGAGUGGGACAUAAACACAUUCAUUCUCGCUCCAGUUGUAGAAGGCGUUAGAGGCGGCCAAAAACAGUGGGAACGCCAGCACACGGCGGAAGCUGCGAAGAGGUUGCCGACAAUGAACUUGCCAGCUGCCAGGAAAUGGGGUAUGCAUUCAUGGAAAGCACGUGCGGUCUACUUCGAUGAUGACCACCUCGAUGGGUAUGCCUACAUAUCCACAUUUGACAACACGAGGGAGACUCGCUCUAUCCCGUCAUCUUUCCGAAUGGCUGUCACCACAGUGGUCGUCACCACUGGCAGGACAUUUGUGAAGAAACUCAUGAACAUGAACGACAUCUACACGGAAGUGCGUAGGGAGAGAUACAUGGUGCGCAUGUUUAACUACGUGCUCUUCAAGUCGGAGCAGAGGGAACGGCGUGAACGGAAAGACGGAUUCUUCAUCGGGUACGAUGAUAUAAUGGCGAGAUUUGGACCGAACGGGUUGACAAAGGAAAAGUGGGAGAAGAAGAAGACAAAACUCCCGGUUGAGAGAUUGAACAAUGUGUCGAAACGCUUGGGCGGUGUCGAUGAGGGGAAGUUGGGAGACGGGAAUGUGGGGGGAUACAAGGUGACGACUGAGAUGUACAUGGAGUGUCCUUACUUUCUCAAAUUGUUCCUGCAUGAGAUAGUGGGAUCGGUCAACCAAUUGAAGAACGAGCUUCAACGCGUCAGCGCAAACGCGUUGCACAUACUCUGGGAUAAGAGGAAGUGUAAUACGACAUAUCUCCCUGUCUGCAUGGGGCCUUUGGAUGGGUUCCAGCCAACAGAGGACUUCACUCGUGUCGUGAAGAAGUUGAGUUGCCACCUUGCGGUGCUGGAUUUGGGUCCCAACAAGAGUCUUGAUUUAUGGACAGACCAGCGGUUUGUCGAGCUUCAGCAUUUGAUGAAGGUUCUAUGUGGGAUACAUUGGGCACUCGUUAUUUUUUGCGGGCUGAAAUCCGAGGACUCGAUUUUGAGGAGCAUCUUCAGGUGGGGGGAUGUGAAGGUUCUCCCGGGCUGCUGGAGGCGGCAUCACAGUACUCAGCCGUCCUUGUGUGUCCCGCUUGGAAAUCUUCCAUUGAGGAGUCGGGACUCCAUGACAAUUGUGUUGCACGACGCAGGCAAUGACUUCAAAAAAGUCACGGUCCCAUCCAAGCGUGAUAAUGUGCUUUUCGAUACAAAGUUUGAGGAGGAGAUGUUUGUAAGGUGCACACAGCAACACAUCGGCGUGGACGGCGGAGACAGAGCUGUUUAUGGUGUUUGGGAGAGAGAGCCGGCGAAGAUCAAAGAGUUGUGUUCGUGGUUUUCGAAGGAAGGGGAGGGUGUGCUCCUUCUGGGCAACGUCCAAGCUGGCUCAGUUUGGGACUUACUUCGGUCCGGCCGUCAUGUUGUGGCAUGCGAAGGUUCCUCCACCAUGCUCGAGUACUGUUCCGCGUUUAUUGAUCGUCUCGUUGGUAGUCCCGAUAGCCGUUGUCACUUCGAGCGGCCGAAGACUCAGCAUCGCCCGGACCGAGACAUGUUUCUGAAACUGGGAAAGAAGAGAGAGUCUUUGUGGAAGUACUUGUUCUGCAAUGCUCCUGAUAAGCGGACAGAGAUAGAUUAUGUUGCACGCAAAGUCAUCGCUCUCCAACAUCUCCAGCGAUACCACGAUGCCAAAAUUUGUGCAAUCGAGAUUUUCUUGGCACGUUGCGAAAACUUGUGGUUCAACAGAAAAACGGACCGCAUUGACGCAAAGACUUAUAACAAAGCCUUGGAGCCUGAAGACCAUUUCGAUUUGAUGGACAGUGAGGAGGAUACUGAGGACGACGAAAUUGACUUGCCUUCGCCUGAUGCAAGGCAUGAAGCAGGCGACGAUAACAUGCGCUUUCCUACGCUCAUGAGGAAUAUGAUCUCGGAUGUCAUGGCAAUGGAAACAGAGAUCCAAACAGUUUGUGGACCUGCUGGCAUGGGGCCCGGGGAGGAUGCCAUGGAUCUGGAGGACGAUCCAUUGUUUCGCAUGCCUGACGAUGAGGAAAAAGCUCUGAGUCCUGGGGAUGAAAUCGAAAGUCACAUGAAGGAGAGCAAAGGAGGACCUCACCUUUUGGACACAAAGUUCACAGAGACUGAGGCUUACAAAUGGGGUCAUCACAUCAUAUGGCAUUCGGGCCUGUUCGAGCCAUGUGUGGUUGACGGCAAAUGGCACAUGGCUGUCCGAGUGGGAGGGAACAAGAAAAGACUCAACAGGACUAAGUUCCUUGACAUUGCGAAGCAGCAGUUGUUGUUGCGUGUGGUCCAGGCAAACAGGGGUGCAGGAGAGGAAACUAUCAGCGAAAAGGUGAACUCCCUCUUCGAAUCACUGUUUGAAAACAAUCAUCUAGAGUACUGUGCAGCGUUAACGUCAUACAUAAAAAGAAUCCAGACGGGACAAGCGGAGGACCCGGUAAGGACAGUUUUGCUCGCAAGGAAGGGCUUAAGAGGAGGAAUGAUGAACCUGAAGAAUGGGGUUACUUGCACAACAUCACUUAAUGACUUGCGAAAAGUCGGGCUUCCAAAGGGCGUCAGUGCCAUACCAGGGGGAAAGGUAGACGGAUCGGAGUGCGGCAGGGAAUGUGUGAAGGAAAGAGCGGAACAGAGGGAGGAGGAGGCAGCAACCGACGACGUCGUGCAUAGCACUGCACAACCUCAGGGACUCUCACAACAAAAUGCAAUGCAAACAACAGCAGCCGGAAAAGACAAAACUGCAGGUACGCAGAGUCAUGGGAAUGCCGCAGUGGCCCGCGAAGAUGCGCAGACGGAUGACACAUUGUCGGCCAAGUUGCAUGACAAAACCGAAGACACCAACCGCUCUGCCAACGAAGAGACUUUGCCACGUGUGAAUUGCAGUGCGAUGGACGACAAUGCAGGAUAUGCAACAGUAUUUCAGAAGGCAAUCUUGCACGACACAGGAAGGGAGGCCACACAUCCACACAUGGAAUGCACCGGUUCCGGCUCGCAGAUAGCCACUGACACAAUGGAGAUGGAAGAUGGUGGUGGUCCAGAUGGAGUUUGUACAACAGCCGGGAAUGAAGGGGGUCAUGAUGUGUCGAAGGCCGAGGCGCUAGCGAUGAUCGAACAGGUCAUGGGCAUGGACGAGGAGGAUGGAAUGGGAAAGGAAGCUUCCUGUCGUGACGAAUCAAAUGAUAAAGGCAACCAUGUGAUCGACUUGAUCAAACAAUCAGGUAAGCAGGGAGAAAUGUCGAACAGCGAAGGAAAAACGUUGCCAUCAGCGCAGUCGGAACAAAUGGAGCGUGCCUUUCAUGAUGUGAGUGAGGGAAGGUGCAGUCCGAAGAGGGAAGCAGGAAACCAGAACGGGGAAUGUGGUGUGCGACGUUCAAAGAGAGGCAGGGAUAAGAAACUGCCGUAGCGCAAUGUGCUUGUGCGUAUGUGUUAGAGUGG
This is a messenger RNA of Chara braunii, 5284 nucleotides long. NCBI's taxonomy places the organism in Eukaryota, Viridiplantae, Streptophyta, Charophyceae, Charales, Characeae. The record is from the annotation of a GenBank genome assembly.